AUGGCACCUUCCUCGACCAUCGCCGAGAUCACUUCGUCUGAUCUCGAAGCGCUCCACCCUCCUGCGACUGCAAAGAUUACAAACGUCAAGCACCUUGCCUCGUACAGCUGGAUUGAAGCCGGGCAGCCCACGAUUGCCGUCCCGGGUAGCCCAGCACUUUGGACUGCUCCACAGGGCUCCCGAAAAGUCAAGAAGGACACGGGUUUCUACUACAUUGCCCAAAAUGCGGCACGCCAUCCAGACAGUCCCCUGGAGCCUCUGUUCCGCGCUUUGUAUGUCGAGCAUCCGUCCUUUGACAUUCGCUCGGUGGACAUUGUGACCGACAGAAACAACAUGCGAAAGUUGCUUGCCUUUGUCAACCCAAGCAUGAACCGGUACGCAAAGGAGCCGUUUACGAUCCAGACCGAAGUGAACAACACGACUGUCAUAUUCUGCCGAGCAGAGACGGACACUACGCAGGUGAUUCUACCUUGGGAGUUCCGGGGCUACGGCCACGAGUUUGAAAAAGCAUACACCACAGAGCAGAUCACCGGCGGCACGGGGCACCAUCGCAUCAUCUCGUAUCAGUUUGGCGGUCUCGACUUUAUCGUUCGCUACGAGACGGACGGCUAUGUCUCUGCCAACCCUCUGCAGUCUGCGAGCAACAAGUCAAAGGCGAUGAAAAGUGACGACCUCUCUGGUUUGAUGGAAUCGUUGUCCCUCGCCCAACCUGGUGGUCCCUCGGCCGAUGCUGUAUCUGCCACACCCACGCACGCAACGACAGCCACACCAACGAAACUUACGAUCCAACUGCAAGGCCAGCUCGUGCCUCCGGACUCCCUCGUCGAGAUCAAGACCCGCGCCGCCCACAAACGCCUCGCCAUCCACGACGUGGCACCGCAGCUCUGGAUCGCCCAGACGCCCAAGCUUGUGCGAGCGUAUCACGACAGGGGCAUUUUCCCGAAGCCGCAAGUGGAGGAUGUAGCAACCGACAUCACACAAUGGGAAGACGCCCAACAGGCCGAUCUGAGAAAGCUGGCUGCAUUGGUCGCCAGAAUUGUCCUGGUCACGCGGGAACGGGGAGGGCAUGCCACACUCCAAUACGACCCAACCAAAGGGCACAAGCUGGUGAUUCGCAGCGUCGACCAGGACAUGGUGCUGCCCAAGGACCUAUACUUGAAAUGGGGUGCGGUGGACGGUCCCGGAAAAGAAAAGACGCCGGAUCAAAAGGUAUUCUACGUGGGUCAAGGUCCCCAGGAGGCGGGCCAACAUGUAUUACAAAAUCCCCGCUAA
Sporothrix brasiliensis 5110 is the source of this 1272-nucleotide messenger RNA. RefSeq lists its product as uncharacterized. The coding region runs from base 1 to 1272 and encodes 423 amino acids. The record is from RefSeq and is a predicted model, not a curated record. The transcript has a single exon. NCBI's taxonomy places the organism in Eukaryota, Fungi, Ascomycota, Sordariomycetes, Ophiostomatales, Ophiostomataceae.